Messenger RNA from Saccostrea cuccullata (small rock oyster), 2630 nucleotides. RefSeq lists its product as uncharacterized. NCBI's taxonomy places the organism in Eukaryota, Metazoa, Mollusca, Bivalvia, Ostreida, Ostreidae. The record is from RefSeq and is a predicted model, not a curated record. The transcript has 6 exons. Bases 745 to 2052 code for a protein of 435 amino acids.
UAUGUGUUAAGGUACAUUGAUACUCUGAUAAGAGAGAUAACUCUUGGUGACACAAAUGUCUAUUCCUUUAUAAAUUCAAGUUGAAGUGCCUUUUUUUUGCCAAAUUUUGCCCCGCAAGCUAUGCUGUAAUUGUUUGUAUUUUAUUCAGCUUAUACUUUUGCUGUGGAAAAUCAUGAAAGUUAAAGAAUAAUUUCAUAUGAGUGAGCAGAGGGUUUAUGAACCUAAAUUUAAUAGAGAAAAUGUGUCAUUAUAUUGGUAUCACCUAGCUCAGAAAAUAUUGUACAAUUGUACUCUUUAAAUUGCAGUGUUCCUGAGCAGCCGAGGAGGGUCUUGGAUAACACAAUAUUGCGGAGGACACCACCGCCCUUUGUAGACCAGUCUUCCGAAUCUUUUGGGCCUAUCGACGACGUACUACAAGACGUGGAAGAAUCGGUGGCAGCUGACGAACCCAUGGAAGUGACUGUGGAUCGACCCAUUGAGUACCAUGUGGAGGAGACUGGGUCAAACCAGGGAAAGCGGAAACUAACAGACAGCAGAGGAUACUCCUACACAGUCAAGGUAUAAUCAAUGUUCUCAAAAAGUUACAAUAUGUAAUCACCUCUAAAAUGCGGGCAAUAAAAUACUGUUUCACAUGUAACUGAAUGUUAUAUAAUAGGGAAUAGUCAAAUACGGUAUAAAUUUUAAAAUCUAAAAUCCAUUUAAGUGAAUUAUUGUUCAUUACAAAAACUCUGUUUAUUACAGCGAAUGCGGAAGAACAACACAGUCGUCGAUUGGUGCUGUAGCGUUAGAUCCAAAGCUCUCCGAUGUCCAGCCACAGUGGUGCAAACUGGUGACAUCUUCAGGGACGGACCAAAAGACCAUGUCCAUCCAUCCAAGCCAGGGUUAGCAACUGCAGUGAAGAUAAUGUCACAGGUUAAAGCUCGUGCCAAAAAAGAAGUGUUCACUUCUGCUGCCACCAUCGUGCAGGAUGUCAUGAGAGCCAAUGUUGAGACUUCUGCACCCGACUUCAGUAGGCCUGACCUAGACAAUCUAGUCCGCAGAGCCAACAGAACGCGGGAGAAGAUGAGGCCAAAACACCCCGUUGACUUGGCUGAUUUCGAGAUCAAUCUCGAUUUUCUUCCGGAAAACUUUUUCGUCGGCGAGGCACGCGUAGACGACCGGCGCCACUUCAUCUUCGCCACCCAGGACGGUCUGCAGACUCUCUGUGGGGCCAAACGGUGGUACAUGGACGGGACCUUCAAGAUUGUCCGGGCCCCUUUCUACCAACUUCUGACUGUCCACGCCUUCAUCACAUCGGGCGACGUCAUGAAGCAGCUCCCGCUUGCCUUUAUUCUUAUGUCUGGGAAGCGGAAAAGGGAUUAUAGCGGGGUCCUCUCUGUUCUUCUGGAACACCUGCCAAGGCAGCCCAAAGUAAACAGCGUUGUUGUUGACUUUGAGGCAGGCCUUUGGCAAGCCAUUCGGGAGACCUUGCCAGACCUUGACAUCCAUGGUUGUGUCUUCCACUGGACACAGGCUGUCUGGCGGAAAGCGGCAUCCAUCGGGCUUUCGGCAGCUUACAGGCACGACGACGGGACGCACGAGUUGAUAAGGAUGUGUCUUGGUCUGCCCUUCCUUCCUUCGGCACACAUCGGGCAAGCUUUCCAAAAGCUUCGGGAGCAAGCCUCAACCCCCCUGCUUGAGGAGCUGAUGGUGUACUUGGAGGAGACCUGGAUCAACAAUCCCCUGUGGCCCACCCACUCAUGGUCGGUCUUCAGGCAGUCCAUACGCACCAACAAUGACGUUGAGGGAUGGCAUCGGCGCCUCAACGACCAAUCUCCAAAUGGACAGCUGCCGUUCUAUGUUCUGGUGCCACUUCUUCACCAAGAGGCUAACCUGCUACCCCUCCAGCGGAAAUUGGUGUCCGAAGGAAAGCUGUGCCGUAGGCAGAGAAAGACCGGGCAACAGCAGCGAAUCUUCCACCUCUGGGACCUGUACGAGGCCAGGGAAAUUCGCUCCCUGCGGUUCCUAACCAAGUGUGGUAAGAUUAUAGGCCCCAUUGACAAACAGACGUGACUGACCUUUUAAAGAGCCCUGGACAUUGAGUAUCAGAUCUCUACGUCGCCCUGAUGCGACAUUGCGUGAUGCAUGGGGAUCUGAAACUUUUCUGACUAGCUGACAGAUGUUGUAAAUACUUGUAAAUACUAGUAGUAACUUAAUAUAUUUAUCCAACAUACCUUUUAUGUCUGAAAUUAGUAAAUGAUUUACUUUUUUCAUUUGUGUCACAAUGCUCUGAAAGAUUUUUAAUUCGUAUUGUUUCAGUAAAAAAAAAAAUCAUGCAUUUUUUUUUUAGCAGAUGGCAUUCAUUGUUCAUUGAAUUAACCAUGCUUUUUCUUUCAGGAAUUAUUUUAAUGUUUCCUUAAAUCUGUCUUAUUUGGAAAAUACUCGCAUUAAGCAUUUAUCCAACAUGUCUUUAAUUAGUAUUUGAAUUGCUUUUUCCAGUGCUUUGAAAAAUAUUUAAUUCGUAAUGUUUUGGUUAAAUUUUAGCUUAAUGCAUUUCUUUGCCGAUGACAUUUAUUGUUAAUUGUUUUAUAAACCAUGUUUUUCUUUCAGGAUUUUUCAUUUUCUCUUUUUUUUUUCAAUUUGUCUCAUUU